Molecule: messenger RNA, 1547 nt
Organism: Salpingoeca rosetta
Lineage: Eukaryota; Choanoflagellata; Craspedida; Salpingoecidae
Exons: 2
Coding region: 1-1146 (381 amino acids)
Source: RefSeq, a predicted model, not a curated record
AUGAUCGACGCGGUAAACGCAGAAGCAAGCACAGGCAAAGCUGUCCUUGUGCAGAAUGAGGCCGGUGAUGUGCACUUGAACACGAGCGAUCCACGGCAGCGCGUGCUGCUCAACGGCUUGGACGUGCACGCUGAACUGCAGCGCCUGAACCUGUGGAACCACCGCUUGCACACUGGCGUGUGCUUCAUCCGAAACGGCGGCGUGUUUCUGGAUGCACAGACACUGAGCGGCCUCCCGCCUGGUGUGGACAAGUGGCGUCGGGGCGUCCGGGCCAGGAACGGCAAAAUCUACGGCAUCCCACGCGCUGCGACUGCCGUGUUGAUCAUCGACCCCGCGAGCAACACAUAUGACAUCACCACAAUGACCGGGUUCGCCACAGACGUUUACAAGUGGGCCGACGGCGUCCUUGCAGGGAAUGGCAAGAUCUACUGCAUCCCAGAACAGACGACGAUGGUGCUGGUGAUUGACCCGAAAUACGACGUGUUCGACGCGAGCACCAUCAGCGUGGCAGGGUAUCUUGUCUCUGGUGAAAGCGGCAACUGGGAGGCGGCCGUUCUGGCGGACAAUGGCAAGAUCUAUGCCGUCCCCAACACGAACACCCAUGUGCUGGUGAUCAACCCAGACACCAACACCACGUCCACGAUUGCAGUAAACGGUGCCGACAACACGAAUUACAAGUGGUUUGGCGCCGUGCUUGCACGCAAUGGCAAGAUCUAUGGUAUUCCGUAUCGUGCCACGUCCAUCCUCAUCACGGACUCUGCGGACGCAACCACCCUCACCUUGGACGGCAACACCGGUGGCGGAAUGGGUGACAACGGCCCAUCCAGCGACUUUGAUUUUGGCUGGGCUGGCGGCGUUCUGGCGCAGAACGGCCUCAUCUAUGGCAUCCGCACAACGCGGUGGGCUGGCGGCGUGGUCGUGGACGAUGGCCGCAUCCUGGGCGUGCCCUUUUCGGCCAGUAGCGUGCUGACCAUUCAGCCCACAACAAACAGCGUUGGGCUCGUCACCAGUGCUGCUUCCUUCGACAGCACUGUCAUGGGGGCCAGGUGGUUUGGCGGUGUUGAGGCCGAAGACGGCCGCAUCUUCGCCAUCCCGGCAGCUGCCACGUCCAUCCUCGUCAUCGACCCGCUCUGCAUGUCCACAUAGCAAGCAGCUGAAGCAAUGUCGCUUUUGUGUGCUGGUGUAGGGACUUGCGCACGUGUGUAUUGUGUCUGCGUGCUUGUGUGAGUGCGUGUGUCUGUGAGUUUGUAAUUUCUGUAAGUAGGUAAGUGCUUUAGUGGGUGUGUUCUUUUUCUUUUGUUCUUUUGUGUUUCAGAACUUCUGGCUGACCUUGCUUGGCCGUGUGGGGGUUGAGUGUGGGUGAAGCGCAUCAUUGGAGAAUGAGGAUGAGGAUGAGGAUGCGGGACAAGGGACGACGUGGGGUCUUGAGGUCUUGAGCUUCCUCUCUUCAUAGCUUCAUGCUUUGUUUCUUGUCUUGCUUGCUUGCUUGCCUUGUUGCUUACCUUUGAUUGUGGAGAAUUGGUGGACAUUUUCGCACAAGUAUCGGC